Molecule: messenger RNA, 5031 nt
Organism: Penicillium griseofulvum
Lineage: Eukaryota; Fungi; Ascomycota; Eurotiomycetes; Eurotiales; Aspergillaceae
Product: Peptidoglycan-binding Lysin subgroup
Exons: 10
Coding region: 1-5031 (1676 amino acids)
Biological process (GO): carbohydrate metabolic process
Molecular function (GO): chitin binding; hydrolase activity, hydrolyzing O-glycosyl compounds
Source: RefSeq, a predicted model, not a curated record
AUGUGGACUGUCUCUGCAGUGACAGCUUUGCUGUUGGCUUCAACUGUUCAGACUGCAUCUCUGUUCCGUUCAUCCCGUGAUAGCAACCAUCAUGUCAACCGUGCUGUCAAGCAAGAGGUCUCCGACAAAUGCAAGUUUUCAGUCAAGACCAAUACUUGGUCAACUUGUGGGAAACUAAUUGAUCACUACAAUGUCACGCUGCCGGAUUUCUACUACAUGAACCCGGAUGUCGAGGCAGAUUGCUCUCAAUUCCACCCUGGCAAAACGUACUGCUUGCGCUUCAUGUCCAGCUAUCCCAUCUCAAAGGACGGAAAGUGCGGCCGUGGCAUGAAUGUUACCUGCGUGCAAUCCAAAUUUGGCGAUUGUUGUGGACGAGAUGGCAAAUGUGGUUCUGAUGAUGCUCUUUUAGCAAACACUGCGCUAUCGGGUAUUGCCAGGGUGGAUAUUGUCCAGGCCUGGGAUACAGCACGGAUGGCAAAUGUGGAAAACAAAAUCUUGGCCUUUAUUGUGGUGGAGAGUUUGGAGACUGCUGUUCUAAUGAUGGGAAGUGUGGAAGCACAAACGCCGAGUGCGGUGCUGGAAACUGCCAGUCAGGCAAAUGCCAGGGAAAGUCGACUUCUUCAAGUACCGGAUCAUCGGUUCCUACCACUUCCAGUACACCAUCACCUCGACCCAGUCCUUACAGUCCGAGUCCCGAUGGCACCUGUGGUUAUCAGAACAAGUACGUCUGUAAUGGAACCGAUAUCUAUUACGGAUAUUGUUGCUCCGCCGCCGGGUAUUGCGGCACAGAUCAAUGGCACUGCGACAAUCUACAGGGAUGGUCCACGGCAAACAUCCAAGGAUAGCAACGGGAAUGAUAUCUGGGUUGCGCAAGGGACCAAGAGUACACAGGCUUUUACAUAUAAGGUCCAGGACCUUGGUAAAGAUCGUCCAACUCUCAAAUACAACUGCGCUCAAGCUCCCGGUAUCUGCCAGACAGUCAAGGCAUAUUGGAAGAAUGGACAGACCUCGGGCACAUUUCACAAUGACAAGGAUUAUCGACUUGGAUCGAAAAGGAACAAGAAAGGAGUUCGGAAGUCGAAGCGUCGCGAAGAAAACUGUCCUACUGGUGAUAAGGGCUGGAAAUCUACACACACUUGCCCUGAGCCCAAUCAACCCAAGUUCCAAGGCGAGGGGAGGAGCGGUUGGAUGAAAGCGGAACUAUACAAGGGACCUUGGGGGGAUGGCAAUGAGGUGAAAUACCAACUUGCUGAAAAAUCAGGCCAAGUCAAGCGCAUGCCUGAUGGUACUACCAGAGAGCGAUGGGUGCAGCUAGGCGUUUCUCUAACUUGUGACGAGUGGCCAGCUGCUAGUUGGAUUGAGGGCGGAGAAGGUGGUGUAACAAGCUGUGUUCCUCAACAACAGUCCUGUCAAACCGCUGGAAACCCGAAGGUUCCUGGCUUUGCAACUGAGCAGAACUGGCAGGGAUUCUCUCAUAAUGCUCUCGCAACUUGGUUCAAUGCUAAGACUCCUAAGGCCAACCAGAAUGGACAUGAAGUUGACUGGACAAUUUUCAAAUUUGAUUUUGAGAUAGUGGAUGAUGCAAAAAUUGACUACGCCGCUUGGGUUGAGGUAGGAGAGGUUUCAGCUUUGGCCCAGAUUGUUGAAGCUCAAUCUCCUCACAGCCUUCAUGCUCGGGCAGAGUGUAAGACCAUCGAAGCUCAGUUAGGGAACGGCUGCCCGGAGUUGGCCGAUCGAUGCAAAAUAUCGGGGGCAGACCUCGAAAAAUAUAACCCUGCCAAAGACUUCUGCGGUACCAUUAAGGAGGGCCAGAUUAUUUGUUGCACCGCUGGCGAUUUGCCGGAUCUCACGCCUAAGCCCGGCGAGGAUGGCAGCUGCUAUGCCUACACCACAAAAAAGGAUGACAACUGUGCAGCAAUCGCCGCGAAGAACCAAAUCACAAAGAAAGAUAUCGAAAGUUUCAACAAACAUACCUGGGGCUGGUCAGGGUGUGAUAGUCUCAAGAAGAAGCAGAGGAUUUGUCUUAGCAAAGGCGACCCUCCAAUGCCUGCCGCCCUAGACAAUGCCAUUUGUGGGCCCCAGGUCAAUGGUACAAAGAGACCUACCAACGGUACGGACAUUGCUGAUUUGAAUCCAUGUCCACUGAAUGUUUGCUGCAAUAUUUGGGGCCAAUGCGGUAUCACAAAGGACUUUUGCGUGAAGAAUCUCGCGGAGACGGGAGCUCCAGGCACGAGCAAGACUCAAAACGGCUGUGUCGCCAGCUGUGGACUUGAUGUUGUGAACAACGACGACCCUCCUGCGAAAUGGGCUCAUGUAGCCUAUUAUGAAGCGUUUAAUAAGGACCGCCCGUGUCUUCACAUGGACGUGACUGAUAUCGACACGACUAAGUUCACGCAUAUCCACUUUGCCUUUGCCAAUAUCACGGAGGACUUCCAGGUCGAUGUCAGUGAUAGCAAAGAGCAAUUUGACAAGAUGAAGGGCAUGUCUGGCAUCAGACGUAUUGUCUCCUUUGGAGGCUGGGCCUUUUCUACUGCGGCUCCAACCUACACGAUCUUCCGCGAUGGAGUCACCGAGGAGCAACGGGAAGAGUUUGCCAAUGCCGUUGUUGCAUUCGUCAAAGACAACAAACUAGAUGGUGUGGAUUUUGACUGGGAAUAUCCUGCUGCUCCUGAUAUUCCUGGGGUCCCCGCUGGUGAUAAAAAAGAUGGUCAACGCUAUCUGGAGUUUUUAAAGGUUGUCAAGUCUCGUCUGCCGAAUCAAAGUGUCUCCAUCGCGGCCCCAGCCUCUUACUGGUAUCUCCGCGGGUAUCCUAUUAAGGAAAUCAGUGAAGUUGUUGACUAUAUCAUCUAUAUGACAUACGAUCUGCACGGACAAUGGGACUAUGGAAAGGAGUGGACGACGCCUGGUUGCACUGAGGGAAACUGCUUGAGAUCUCAUGUCAAUCUCACGGAGACAACUGAAUCCCUGGCUAUGAUCACCAAAGCGGGCGUUUCCUCCAAGAAAAUCUUUGCAGGUAUUGCUAGCUACGGUCGAAGCUUCCAUAUGUCUGAUGCUGGGUGCACUGGCCCUGAUUGCCAUUAUACGGGCACUGGGGAGGUAUCAGAUGCCGCCAAAGGCGAAUGUACCGAUACUGGUGGAUAUAUUGCCUCUGCUGAAAUUCGAGACAUCAUCCGUCAAGGACAGCUGAGCAAGCGCAAGGUUGAUACAUGGCAUGAUAAAGCGUCCAACUCGGAUAUUGUUGUCUACGAUGAUGUUGAAUGGAUUGCCUGGCUUGCUGACAAGACCAAGGCCAGUCGGAUUGAAUACUAUAAGAAGCUAAACCUCGGAGGUGUCUCGGAUUGGGCCGUUGAUCUGGACGGUGGUGGUGGUCUGAUCCAAUACAAAUCGCCAGAUAAUGCCACAGUGAUCCCAUUCCCCGCCACGACCCCAGCUCCAACCGAGACGUUCACCAUUGGAGGUCCUGUUGUCUCGCAAAUCCAAAGUCUUAAAAAUAAUGGCGAUCAGAACCAGCCUAAGGGUCCUGGUGCUGAAGAGUGCGAAACCUGUGACCUGGCUCGAGUGAUCACUUCGACCUGUUGUGGUAUCCGUGGCGGCGUUCAGAAUCCCCUCGAGAUCUCACCCAACAUACCUUUGCCUCGUGGCCUCAUUCUACCCACGGGAUUCCGCCCUAACCAACAAAUUGUUGAUGCGACCAGUGCUACUUGGGGCGCUGGUAGUACGUUACCUUGGGAGAUUGUCAUUCCCAUGGGCUACGAAUUCCCAUUCCCAUUCGAGAUUCCCCCAGGCUUGGGACUAAGUGAUACCUCAUCUGGCAUCUAUGCCGACAAUGACGAUGACCGCACUAAUGGUGUGCUUUACAUCGACGAUGACUUCUGGGAUGGUCCUCAUACCGUCUCUUGCUCAUAUCCCUGCACUCUUCUUUUCCCGCCUAUCACGACUACAACUACCUGGACACCUUCUACAUUCGUGACAACGUCAGGCUCUGAGUCAGCGACUAUCACCCCACCUGUUCAGACCACCGAGAAGAUUCGUAUUUACAAGCACACCGUGACUAGCGAUAAGAAUUCUGAACCAACGAAAAUCAUUGGACCUGUGCCUGCACCAGACCCUCUCUGCGUCGAAAUCACGGUCCCUGUCCUAGGCACCAUCCGAUUUGGCCUCUGCCCGCCACAGAUAAAGCCUUAUCCUCCCAGUAUUCCCAAGGUGACGGUGAAGCCCGUGCCGCCAGGUAAGAAGCCGGGCCCUAUAAACCCCGACAACAAGCCCUCGAAGGAUCAAAAAGAGGAAGAGGAGGAAGAAGAUGAAGAUCGCGACGAGGAAGAGGGCGCCACUUGCAUCCUGCUUCCUCCCACAGAGGGUGGUGAUAUUCAAGGACCCGGCUCUGGACUUAUCAAUGAUGAGCCUGAUAUCCCCUCCUACGGAGACACCGAUGACGGCCAAGACAACCGCCCCACCAACGCAGGUACUGGCUCCCCAACCACCGGCACUGUCAGCUACACCAUUACAAACAAACCCAUCGUGCCAACAGUCACGGAAACAGUGGUGAUUACAGUACCCGCGCCAGCACCCACACCCCCAGUAGACGAGCCAGAACCGGAACCGGAACCACCUAACCCCAACCCCGACACAGAGGAGAAAACUUGUUACGGCUACCCGAACCGUGAAGUCUACGGUGGCACUGUUCAGGACGCUUUGGAUGGGUUCUGUGAAUGGGCCGAUGGCAAAAAGAUCUCUGAGAACGACUUUCUACAAGUCAAGGCGCCAGGAGAUGUGCUCUCCAAUGUCAUUGUUGGCGUGGCCGGUAAAAACAAUUGUAAGUUUACCAUUGAGGAAAAGGAUUGCAAGAGAAUCUUGAAUAAGGUUGUCGGAUGCAAGGCCUAUAGUGCCAGUCUACUUCGUAUCGGUGGCGAGGUGGAGAGCAACUGUGCUGUGUGGACUCUGGAUCCCAUUGAGAAUUUGAUGGGUGAUUGUAUGGAUAUUCCGGUCUUGAAGCAGUGGUGCCAGUUAGUGCAAUUCUUUGCUGGUGGUUGA